Trichoderma atroviride IMI 206040 is the source of this 549-nucleotide messenger RNA. The record is from RefSeq and is a predicted model, not a curated record. Lineage: Eukaryota; Fungi; Ascomycota; Sordariomycetes; Hypocreales; Hypocreaceae.
GGGACAAGCAAGAUGAUGAGGCGGUCAAGCUGGAGACGUUCUUGUGUGGAUUGGAGCUGGUUUGUACUUACCCCAUAAACUAUCUAGCCAAGUCCAACGAACAAAACAAGCCUUCUGCUCGCUUUCCAAAGCUUAAUACUCUAGUUACUGCAAGCUCUACAGAAACUUUCCGAUCAGAUUCAGACAACAGCAUACUCCGUGGAAUAGAGAAGAGUGUAGAAGAGUUUGCGUCAGCCUCAGCCUACAUAACUGGCCCCUACUUUGCUUUUCUCAAAAGCUUCUUCGAAGCCAAAGACCAGGCCAGGAGGCAUGCCGAAUUAGCGCAACGAGAUCCUGAAUCACAACGAAAUCCCGGGAAUGCAAAGACGAAAUCAGAUGAAGAUGAAAGUUAUCCAAAGCAUGUUUAUGACACACUGUAUAAAGUGAUCAAUAAAUACUCAGAAUGCUAUUGUGGGUUGCCUAAUCGGUCGCCGGAAAUACCGACAAGGCACUGGGGAAGACUCGAGCUUCAGGCAAACUUUGGCACAAUUGACAAUGAGAUCCUUUUUC